Molecule: messenger RNA, 2946 nt
Organism: Ictalurus furcatus (blue catfish)
Lineage: Eukaryota; Metazoa; Chordata; Actinopteri; Siluriformes; Ictaluridae
Gene: orai2
Product: ORAI calcium release-activated calcium modulator 2
Exons: 4
Coding region: 258-1100 (280 amino acids)
Biological process (GO): store-operated calcium entry
Cellular component (GO): membrane
Molecular function (GO): store-operated calcium channel activity
Source: RefSeq, a predicted model, not a curated record
GUUCUUCUUAACCUAAAAUGGCCACACGCUCGUCACGUGACCCGUCAAAGCCCAAAAGAGGAGGCGCUAUAAGACGGAAACAAAAAUAUACGCAGGUCCGGUCGGUUUCACCGGAAUCACUGUGCGGUUUUCUACGUCUGAGCUGCAAACAAACAAACGCAAAAGCUCGUUUCUCUGGUUUUUCCGCAUCGGAACCGUGAACUUGGAUAGUUUUCGGUAAACACCGAACAGAAGUUUUUGUCAACCCGAGAUGUGCAAUGAAACCCACUCAUAAAGGCGGGGAAACCCAACCGUUGGCCAUGAACAACGAACUGAACGUUCCUGCGGCCUCGUCCACAGCCGGGAUGUCUGGUCGGCUCCAGGACGGCAGCGGGAUGGAUUAUCGGGACUGGGUCCGGCGCAGCUAUCUAGAGCUGGUGACCUCCAACCAUCACUCGGUGCAGGCGCUCUCCUGGAGGAAGCUCUACCUGAGCAGGGCCAAGCUCAAAGCGUCCAGCCGCACAUCGGCUUUGCUGUCCGGCUUCGCCAUGGUAGCCAUGGUAGAGGUGCAGCUGGAGGUGCAGUACAACUACCCUCGUGCUCUGCUGGUGGGCUUCAGCGUGUGCACCACGGUGCUGGUGGCUGUUCACUUGUUCGCACUACUCAUCAGCACGUGUAUCCUGCCCAACGUGGAGGCAGUGAGCAACAUCCACAACCUGAACUCGGUGUGCGAGUCGCCGCAUGAGCGCAUGCACCACUACAUCGAGCUGGCCUGGGGCUUUUCUACGGCGCUCGGCAUCUUGCUCUUCCUCGCCGAGGUUGUGCUGCUCUGCUGGAUCAAGUUCCUGCCGGUGGACUCGGGGACCUUUCCUAAAUCAGGGGCAGAGGGUGUGCCGGGAUCAACGGCAUCCGUUCCUGAGCCGGGCUACAGUGGCUGGCAGGCGGCACUUGCCUCCACUAUAAUCAUGGUGCCCGUGGGGCUCAUCUUCGUCAUAUUCACUGUGCACUUCUAUCGCUCGCUGGUGCGCCACAAGACCAAUCGCCACGACCAGGAGAUCGAGGAGCUGCACAAGAUCAAGGUGCAGCUGGAUGGCCAUGAACGUGGCUUACAAGCAGUGUGAUCUUCAGGGAUUUUUUUUUUUUUUUUUUCUUUGCUUGUUUUUUGCAGCACCCUCUUUAUGCCUUUAACUUUGCUCAUUGUUGAAUUCUUUUCCUUUUUUAAAGCAAAUGCGACAGAGUCUUGUGUGGCUUGUUUACAGAAUUGCAGCAAGGGCUAAUUUUUUCUGCUUGUUUGGAUUUUUCUAAUGGUUUAAGUGUUUCUAUCAGCUUAUAGUGCCAUGCUUCAAGGCCCAGUUAAUGCUUUUAUAGGAUUAUUUUACUCUUUGGUUCCCAGGUUUGUUAGCUGUGUGGUGUUUAUACAGGGGUGGACAAAUCAUCGUUUCAUUACCUAGCCCAUUGGGUAAGUAAAAGUGCCAAUGUGCUGUCCUGCUUUCCUGAAAAAAUAAUUUGCCUAGACUGAAAAGUGGUAGCUGACACAAUGGCAAAUUAGCUAGUUAAGUGCAUCGAUACACAUUGAGAGAAGCAAAUGAGUAUACAGUCGUGUAGCACAUCAUCUUUACUCCCUCAGCAAGUCGUUGGCUGACGCUACGGUCACAAGAUCAUGCGUGAAAGAUUUUAUUUGUGUCUCUCAGUAUGUUUAAAACCAAUGCAACGCGAACAUGCCAUCUGCUUGUCCUGGGUCACUAAUUCGUCCACCCCUGUUUGUUGGGUAUGCCAAAAAUUUAUGCUAGAAUACGUAUGGAUACAAAUGACCCAGGAGUUAGUUAUUAGAAGCUAUGUAGGCUGAUAUGACAAAGUGUGCCGGCUAUGCAGCAGCGAUAAAUCAUGUCUGUGUAUCAUCAGAGCUUCCACUCCUUGGUUUUUAUUAUUUAUUUAUUUUUCAAUGAUGUAGUGUUGCGUAAUUUUUAUACCAAGGAGUCGAGACUCUUCACUCUUACAACCUGAUGUUACAGUUCAUGCGUCUUUAAAAUUAUUCAAAAGUACCAUUUAAUAACCACCACUACUCUAACAGUCUUAAGCUCUUAACAGUUACAGCUCUGUUUAUAUAUAUAAAAAACAAAAAAAACAAAAAAAACACACACAUUUCAGUAUUUAUAAGCAGCCAGUUUGGAAGCACAAACCAGAAUCUUAGUGUCGUUAGGCUUUCCAGUGUGUGUGUCAGUUUGCAUUAUAGAUGGUUUACAUUAGGAAAUGGUUGAGCAUUUGUACCUGGCAUUUUUUUAUAUAUAUAAAAUAUAUAUGAGUGAACAAUCCCAUAUUAAACUGGUGCCAUCACUUAGGAGACGCAAGUGGACCGUACGAGACUAGGCUGAUCUUCGUGCAGCAAGCUCAAGAUGCUUCCUCUGAACUUUCGCAUGCUGUUUAUGUAACAGGAACACACGAGGACAACAUUCCAAAGUGUUUUGACCAACAAAUGCCUGCCUUAUCUCAAAUACAAGACAUGAAAGUGCACUUGUAGCCUAGCAGGAUUCAGAGUCGUAUUUCAUAAAAGGUUUUUACGACAAAGCUGUGUUACAACUUUUAGGUCUAAUGCAAAUACGUGCGUGGGGUCGUGUUUAUCAAUGCACAAACUAAUAUUUACGUACUCUAUCCGUUGAUAUGAAAAUUCUAAUAAUCACUUGGGUGUCCACGUAGUGCCAUCGGCCCUGAAGAGGAACCCUUGACCAAAAUAAACAUCACAAAAUAAAUGUCUUGUAGACUUAAGAAAAGCAUGUCACUCUACUCUGUGUGGGCAACAUGAUAAAUGAUUGUGUGAUGAUGGACUUCUUGUCAAAGUAGACACACACUCUUUUUGUGCACAACCUAUAACCAAGAGAAAUGUUUUGUCGUGUCGCAUGUCUGUUUUACAUUGUCAACAAACUUGUGUAUGUUAAUUUAUGUCAAAUAAACCCGUUAUUUUGUUUACUU